This is a messenger RNA of Psylliodes chrysocephalus, 4293 nucleotides long. The record is from the annotation of a GenBank genome assembly. NCBI's taxonomy places the organism in Eukaryota, Metazoa, Arthropoda, Insecta, Coleoptera, Chrysomelidae.
ACUUAUUUCUGGUAUAUUUUGCUGUCGUCUGUCAAGACCUACUCUAUAAACUACAAAAUACAAAAUAUUCCGUCUAAAAUUACUAGAUGUGUCUGUGGUAGAGUGAUUGUUUUUAUGCCAAUCUCACGUGUUUAUCAACAUUUCUAUUGACUGGGACGUUAUGAAAUCAACAUAUGAACCAAACUGCAGCACAGGUGACUCCCACGUUUGUAGUAAUUCUUUAGGUAAACAUUGAAGUGAGACAGUUUGAAGAGUGUGGUUAAAAAAGUGCUGUGAAGUGAGUGAAUCACCAUGUCCACAUCAUAUUCAAUGACUCCGGAAAGCGAUGCAUGGGCCCUUCUCGCUCUAAAAUCGGCCCCAGCUAGUCCUUCAAAGGUACAAUGGAGCCCCGAUGUUAAAGGGGAUCCGAUUGCUCGAAUAGAAGGCCGCGAAUUUGAAUAUUUCGUCCGGCAGAAUCGGAUAAUUAUAGGUAGAAACAGUUCACGUGGUGAUGUAGAUGUAAAUAUGGGACAUUCUAGUUUUAUUUCGCGAAGGCAUUUAGAAGUUUUUUUCGAACAUCCCUAUUUUUACAUGCUGUGCAAUGGCAAGAAUGGUGUUUUUAUCGAUGGAGUUUUUCAAAGGAAAGGAGCCCCCUCAAUCAAGUUACCCAAUACAUGCACCUUUAGGUUUCCUAGUACAAAUAUAAGGUUAUCUUUUCAAUCAUUGGUGGACGACAGUGCGGAGCCUCCCCCUCAAGUUCGGGAGGUCUCGCCAAGUAGGAUAAGAGAUCGAUCGGGGGGUGGGCCUGCCUCUGCCCUCCAUCCACUUAGGAUCAACAUCCCUGAUGGUGUCGAUUAUGGUAGUCCUUUUCCGUCGCCCACUGGUACCAUCAGUGCUGCUAAUAGUUGCCCAGCUAGUCCAAGAGGUGGACAUGGUGGAUCGCAUAGCGUCAACCAUGGAAAACGAAAUGUUCAAGCAGAUCUGCAAAUGGUUGCUCAUUAUGCCGCUCAAGUGGCCCAUCGUGAUGAUAGCCAGCAUGUUCCUUCUAGCCAUAGUCCCGAGUACAGGCAACCUACUUCCAAUGGAAAUGCAAUACCACCUGUCGUUUUGAACGAUGGAGCCUAUGGAGCAAGCGGCAGUAACAAAGAUGAUUCGAAGCCGCCAUAUUCAUAUGCGCAGCUUAUAGUACAAGCAAUAGCAAGUGCACCUGACAAGCAGCUGACGUUAUCUGGAAUAUAUAGUUAUAUAACCAAACACUAUCCUUAUUAUCGUACAGCUGACAAAGGCUGGCAAAACUCAAUUAGACAUAACCUUAGUCUUAACAGAUAUUUUAUUAAGGUACCCAGAAGUCAAGAAGAACCUGGAAAAGGUUCAUUUUGGAGAAUUGAUCCUCAGUCUGAAUCGAAAUUAAUCGAACAGGCAUUCAGAAGAAGAAGACAAAGAGGUGUUUCGUGUUUCCGAGCACCGUUCGGUUUAAGUUCCAGAAGUGCCCCGGCCUCUCCCUCGCACGUCAGCAUGUCAGACAUAAUGACGCCGGAAUGCCUUUCGAGAGAAGGUUCACCCACAAUGGAGCACCUCGUCGAUAUCAGCCAGUCGGCACCGGGUAGUCCCGGAAACCCCGUAGCUGCUUACGCCGGCUCUGGAGGUAUGAUAGGCCAUCAACAAAUGUCGGCACUCGUAGGAGCCACAAAGGCUAGAUUGUUGUUGCCUCACCCCGAAAAUGUUGUAGAUGGUAACUCCAACGGACAGGAAUACAGAGAAGAAAAAUACAACAUUGAGGAAAGAUCAUUGUCUCCAGGCGGAUUUUCAUCACAACCUGUUAUAGUUCAAGCAACAAACUAUGCCUACAGCAGCGGAAAUUAUAGCAACGUAGGAUUAGAUUUAAAGAGGCACGUAGACGAACAAAGCGUUGGCAGCCCAUCUAGUGCCGGCGAGAACGCAGACGCUGAUAUCGACAUCAAAAGACCCAGAGUCGAUCAGAUCAAGUUCGAAACAGAAUAAAAUUCUGCUAGUAAAACGGUCAGCGAUCUUAUUGUGCUUUAAUAAAAAAUUGAACCUAUAGAAAUUGAAAUUUUAAUAAGGAACAAAUCCGCAAUUUAUCGAAGUAGAAUCGUCAUCAUUUAUGUCAGACAUGUUUAAUAAUAGUAUUUUCUCUAUUUAGAAGGUAUUUCUUUUAAUAAUCCCAAAGGAUUUUAUACAGGGUAGACCAGGAUUUGAGUGUUGUGGACUUUUUGUAUUAUCGAUAAACUUUUGUAGAUAUCCAAGGUAAAUUUUCAAAAAUAUAGGAGAAAUGUGUAAUGUUAUAUAUAUGGAAGUAAUUUAUGUAGCAAAUGUUUUAUUUUACUUUCUGCAAUUGAAAUGCCAUUCUUAAUAGUAACUAUUACCUAUAAACCAAAUCAGCCAUACAUUUUAAGUGGAAUAAAGUGAUUUGCCGCAUAACUUGUCAAUCGAAUGAUACACAUAUUUAAAAUGUAUUCUUCUAUGGAUGGAUAUUAAACCAGCAAAAGCUGCUGUUUGUCUUCAAGUCUAAUACACCAACCUCUUAAAAAAGCGUUUCAAAUGCUGGUUUUGCUGAAUGAUGGAAUCUCAGUCUUAAUAGACCACACGUACCAGAAUAUGCACAGUCUCUUCUGCCAGGUAGAUGGUUUUUUGUUUGUUAAGCCUUAUGUCCUGUGAGACCUCUGGUCUUUUCAACUUUUGACCUAUCAUUAUAUCCCUCUAGUCAAUCUCCAAGGUUCAAAUCUGGAGGACUGUAGAACCCAAUCCUUAUUGUGUCACCAUUUAGAAAUCCCACUACUCCCUGGCUUGUCUCUAUUUUGGCGAGUUAUCCCAUCAUUCCUGAGACUUGUUAACUAUCCAUUGUUUUGUGUUGCUCUGACAACUGCUCUCUGAUGUCGCAAUAGGGUUUUGAAUUCAUUUAAAUCCUUUGGAACUCUUUCUCAGCUAGCAGAUCAGCCUCUGAGCUGUUUCCCAAAGAACAGGUACUAGUAACACAACGAUAAAGGAAACAAGACAGUCAGGUAUAGCAAGAGAUAUUCUGUAAUAUAAGUUACAGUUUGAUAUAUGACUUAAAUAUAAUCAUUCUUCCACUUCUGGACGAGGUUUCCUUUAACACCUUUCAUGAUGUUGGGCCACUUGUAUCCAAUGUGGACACACCCUUAUAUCGUCCGUCAAUCUAUUAGAGGAGUCGCUCCCUACUUUUAUAAACCAUCAUUCACUUGGUCUAUUUCCUCACAUCCAUUUGUUUCAGACAGGUGACCGGCCUAAUUCCACUUUAAAAGUGCAACUAGAUCCUUUCAUCUUACACUGUAUAACAGCUAAUAAGUAGUUCUUUGGGGAAAGAAUAUGUAAUUCGGUUUCGUUAUCUGUGGCUUUUUCUAAUAAACUCUUAAAUUGUUUGAGCUAUUAACAGACCGAGUAUAGUUUUGACUGUUUUUCUAUAUUUGUCCAUCAAUUCUGUCAGGUUAAGGCGAUUGACCUAUAAUGAAUAGUCCUGUAAGACUUUUUCAAAGAUUGUUUUUCUACACACUUGAUUAUAUAAUUUUUACUAAGAACUGUGUGUUUUCCAGUAUUUACUUCUAAGUGUUUUAUUAACAGCGAUUCUUCUUCUAUUAGUUUUACAGUCCAGAAUGAGAUUUAGUAAUUAUUUAUUUCCAUUUUAUACUAUAUUUUGUUUUCCUUUACCAUUCUUCACUUUUAUUAUCAUUACUAUUCAUAAUAUAAAUUUCUUCCAUUGUCCAGCCGUUUUGUACUGUUUACUGAAUUUUGACAUAAGCGCUACACAGAUUAUUUGACACUACACACUGAAUUCUUUCUAAAUUCAUCACAAAUGUCAAUCAGAACAUAUAUUUUAUAUAUAUUUGUAUAUUUUUUAGUACCAAUAUACAUCAUAUUUUUUUUAUCAAUCAGUGAAAUGAAAACAUUGAGCAACAGUUCAUUCUUAAUCUAAACUAAAAAUAUAAAGCACAGUUUCACUGUCAAUUGACAAUUCUCCAAUAUCAAUACUCUUAAAGCGAAUUAUGGAAGGUUGGCACUCAAAUUCUGAAACACCUCGUAUAAGAAAAAUCGAAAUGUUUUUCUUGGCUAGGCGUUUGUAAUAAUGUUGUUUCCUAAAUUUCAAAGAAUUCUAGAAAAGUUGACUAUUGUUUAUGUAAAAUUUUGGAAAUGUCACAGUUUAUUAUGUUUAAAUAUUUUGUUUUCUAAAAUUAUCAUAUGUACAUAAGAACUAUGUACGCUAAUGUGCAUGUUUUUAAUUUGUUGAUUUUUAUUUUAUAUCUUGGAAAUUAUUAAAUUAAAUGAAUAAUGAGGAGUGAG